GACCGAACACGGCAAUCACCGACAAAGGCCUUGGCAACUCCGGGCCGCGGCAACUAUUUUCUGACCACCAUUUGAUCCUCACUUUCCUUCAUCAUAGCGCUCAGCUUUCGCAAUAGGGCCUAUCUAAUCCUGCAAAAUAUGUCACGAACAGAUGCUUCCAAUCAACAGUGCUCCGUUUCUAUACCAUAUAUCCCACCGGAGAUCAUUGAUGAAAUAGUUGAUUAUCUGUGGAAUGACAAUCGCGCUCUCAUUUCCUGCUCAUCAGUCUGCCGCCUAUUCUACCCUCGGACGCGGAUGCACCUCUUUCACACCAUUGAUAUUCGACGCAGGAGCAAUACUGCUACGCGCUUCGUUGACAUGACUAAAGCUUCUCCAAACUUACUAUCAUACGUCACAGACACAAGAAUUCUCGGAACCACCGUUCAUUCAAUCCUCGCCCCUGUACUCCCGUUGAUGAUCAAUCUGACUUCGUUGAAGAUACAAUUCAUCAAACUUGCAAAAAUAUGCGAUCUUCACGCUCACGAUUUCCAACUUUUGGGACUCAAGCAGUUCUCCUUGGAUGGUUUCUACUACGACAAAGAGGGACCACCCUUCAGUCCGUCACCUACACAACGCGGACCAGCCCUUGAGAGGAUGAACCUCGUAGUCGACGGGAAUCUGCAUUUACUUCCGUCCUUCUUUCAUGCGGGACUGCGGUCGGUAUACAUCGACGCCCUGCAGUACCUAGAAGUGGACAAACCCGCAGAGAAGGAUUUGCGUGUUCUAUCCGAACUUACACGUGCUGCAGGCUCGCUGAAGCAUCUGCGACUGUUGGAGGUUCAGUGGGAUGUACGUCAUUGGCCCGAUCCUCCUACGCUUGCUUUAACGGGCUUAGAAACGUUGUCCAUGGAAAUAUGGUAUAAAGACGAUCUGGCGAGGAUUGACUUGUGCCUAUUGAGAUGGCUGAUCAUUUCGCUUUCUUCCAUGGACGAAGUUUCGUCGCUCCAGUCUCUCGAGCUAAAGCUUAAAUGCUGGGAAGAUAGUGAGCUCCAGGAAGUAGACGAAAUGUGGUUAUUGUGGAUGCAGCUGGACGUCGUUUUAAGCCGCCCCAAUCUUUCGCGGUUGCACCAGCUGACGAUCAAGAUAUCGGGCGAGGAAACUACCGAAGAAGGGCUUCUCUAUGCUCAGACCUUGACCAAUCACAGGUUUCCGCUGGCGCAGGAAAGAGGCAUUCUCAUGGUUUGCACAGACGACGAAGAUUGAUAUUGACCUUGUUCUGUAUUGGGAUAAUCUGAAUGCUUCGUUUCGCAUGUCGAAGACCCGGGUAUCUUGCGUACCCUCUUCGCUAAGCUUGGCGUCCGUAAUGCCUCCAAUCUGCAACGUCAAACUCCGCCUUUUGCACCGUAAAGUGAGAUCUCCUAGUAAUCCAAUCCUAACCCUACUCGAGUUUGUAGCCAUUAUGUCGCGCGAUAUUUGAUGUCAGCCUCUAUUCGUCGUCAGAU
This is a messenger RNA of Desarmillaria tabescens, 1481 nucleotides long. RefSeq lists its product as uncharacterized. Bases 139 to 1242 code for a protein of 367 amino acids. Gene Ontology annotation, molecular function: protein binding. The transcript has 5 exons. NCBI's taxonomy places the organism in Eukaryota, Fungi, Basidiomycota, Agaricomycetes, Agaricales, Physalacriaceae. The record is from RefSeq and is a predicted model, not a curated record.